Molecule: messenger RNA, 4960 nt
Organism: Oxyura jamaicensis (ruddy duck)
Lineage: Eukaryota; Metazoa; Chordata; Aves; Anseriformes; Anatidae
Gene: NSD3
Product: nuclear receptor binding SET domain protein 3
Exons: 24
Coding region: 178-4485 (1435 amino acids)
Biological process (GO): regulation of DNA-templated transcription
Cellular component (GO): nucleus; chromatin
Molecular function (GO): histone H3K36 methyltransferase activity; protein binding
Source: RefSeq, a predicted model, not a curated record
GGCCGGGGCUGCGGCGCGGCCUGCAGCGGCGCGACGGGACGGGCGGCCGGGCCCCGCCGCCCCCGCCGCCGGCCUUUGUCUCCGCGGGGCUCGGCGGACGCGGCGGGGGCGGUUAGAAUGGAACUGACGGAAGGCCCUAUGAGAAGAAGGGAAAGCUGAGGAUGCUGGAGCAGAACAAUGGAUUUCUCGUUCUCUUUCAUGCAAGGGAUCAUGGGAAACACAAUUCAGCAGCCACCUCAGCUCAUUGACUCCGCCAACAUCCGCCAGGAGGAUGCCUUCGAUGCCAGCAGCGACAUCGCUGAAGAUGGUGGGCAGACGCCGUACGACAGCGCCCUGCAGCAAGGCUUCCAGUACCCCACGCCCACGGCCGAGGACCUCCCGCCCCUCACCAACGGCUAUCCCCCCGCCAUCAACGUCUACGAACCUCAAGCCAAGUACCAGGCCUACAGCCAGUAUCCCAAUGGCUCAGCCAACGGCUUUGGUACCGUCAGAAACUUUAGUCCCCCGGAGUAUUACCAAAUGGAAAACUCUAACGCGAGGCCGCACGAAGUUCUGGAGAAACCUCCCCCUCCCCAGCCGCCGCCUCCGCCGCCACCUUCAGUUUCACAAACGGGGAUUCCAAAGAAGACUGGCUCACCAGAGAUCAAACUGAAAAUAACCAAAACUAUCCAGAACGGCAGGGAAUUGUUUGAGUCCUCUCUGUGUGGGGACCUUUUAAAUGAAGUACAAGCGAGUGAGUAUGCUAAGGCGAAACAUGAAGGGAGAAAAGAGAAAAGGAAAAAAAGUAGCAAGCAUGACUCUUCCCGGUCGGAAGAGCGCAAGUCGCACAAAAUUCCAAAACUAGAACCAGAGGAACAAAAUAGACCAAAUGAGAGGCUUAGCAUGCUAUCAGACAGACCAAGAGAAGAUGCACUGUUGGAGGAACCCCCGGUCCAGCAGUUCUUGCCUUCUCUUCCACCACAAGUCGCCCACGACAUCAAGUUUCAGGUUGGCGAUCUGGUUUGGUCCAAGGUGGGAACGUACCCAUGGUGGCCUUGCAUGGUUUCAUGUGAUCCACAGCUUGAUGUUCAUACCAAAAUUAACACAAGAGGUGCCCGUGAAUACCAUGUUCAGUUUUUUAGCAACCAGCCGGAGCGGGCGUGGGUGCACGAGAAGAGGGUUCGAGAGUACAAAGGACACAAACAGUAUGAGCAGUUACUGGCAGAGGCUGCUAAGCAAGCCAGCAACCACUCUGAGAAACAGAAGAUUCGCAAACCAAGGCCGCAAAGAGAGCGUGCUCAGUGGGAUAUUGGUAUUGCCCAUGCUGAGAAAGCGUUGAAAAUGACUCGGGAAGAAAGGAUAGAACAAUACACCUUCAUUUAUAUAGACAAAGAGCCAGAGGAGGUUUUGUCAAAAGGCAAAAAGACUGCUGCUUCUAAAUCAGAGACCAAGAAGAACCGACGUCCCAAGCCAGCACUGAACACCCAGCCAGAGCAUGCCAACGUGGUAGCAGCCUUGCCUUCCAGUGCGGAGCUGCGAAGACAAAGCCAACGGAGGCAGUCGAGUGUGGAAGAGGAGGAGCCACCUCCUGUGAAAAUUGCAUGGAAAACUGCUGCAGCUAGAAAAUCCUUACCAGCUUCAAUAACCAUGCACAACUUGGAUCUUCAGAAAUGUAACAUGUCUCCGGUUGUUAAAAUUGAACAGGUUUUUGCUCUUCAGAAUGCUGCUGGGGACGGAAAACUCAUCGAUCAGUUUGUUUAUUCUACUAAGGGAGUUGGUAACAAAACGGAAAUCAGUGUCAAAGGCCAAGAAAAACUUAAUUCUUCAUCAAAUCAGAGAAAUGAAAAAACAACGGUGCAAAAUGCGUCUUCUCCUGAAACAACUCCUGGGUCAACAGGUUCUUUAGAAAAGAAGCAACAGAGAAGAUCGAUUCGAACCCGCUCAGAGUCUGAGAAAUCCACUGAAGUUGUGCCAAAGAAGAAGAUCAAAAAGGAGCAGGUUGAAAUGGUUCCACUGACAGCAGUGAAGACAGGAUUGCAGAAAGGUGCCAGCGAGAUUUCAGAUUCUUGUAAACCUUUAAAGAAGAGGAGUCGUGCCUCGACUGAUGUAGAACUGACCAGCUCAGCUUACAGGGAUACAUCUGACUCUGAUUCAAGAGGACUUAAUGAUUUACAGGGUAGUUUUGGAAAACGUUCAGACAGCCCAUCAGCUACUGCCGAUGCUGAUGCUUCUGAUGUGCAGUCGGUAGACUCUAGCUUAUCCAGGAGAGGAACUGGAACAACUAAAAAAGACACUGUUUGUCAGAUCUGCGAAAGCUCUGGCGAGUCUCUGGUGUCCUGCGAGGGCGAGUGCUGCAGCGUCUUUCACAUGGAGUGUCUGGGCCUGACGUCGAUGCCAGAUGAGAAGUUUUUCUGCGCGGAGUGUAAAAAUGGAGAACAUACGUGCUUCUCAUGCAAACUUCCUGGCAAAGAUGUGAAGCGCUGUUCUGUCAACGCGUGUGGUAAAUUUUACCACGAGGCCUGUGUUCGCAAGUUUGCCACUGCUCUCUUUGAGUCGCGAGGAUUUCGUUGCCCGCAGCACUGCUGUACGGCCUGCUCAGUGGAUAAGGAUAUCCAUAAAGCAAGCAAAGGUCGCAUGGUGAGAUGUUUCAGAUGUCCCAUUGCCUAUCACUCAGGAGAUGGCUGUAUUGCUGCAGGAAGCUUGUUUGUGUCAUCCCACAUUCUCAUCUGUAGUAACCAUUCCAAAAGGAAUCACUCCUCAUCAGCUGUAAAUGUAGGCUUUUGUUUCGUUUGUGCAAGAGGGCUGGUAGUGCAGGAUCAUUCAGACCCCCUGUUCAGUUCAUAUGCCUAUAAGUCCCACUACCUACUGAAUGAAUCAAAUCGUGCUGAGUUGAUGAAAUUACCUAUGAUUCCUCCUCCUUCGUCAGCUUCCAAAAAGAAAUGUGAGAAAGGUGGAAAACUGUUGUGCUGUGAAUCGUGCCCAGCUUCCUUUCACCCCGAGUGUCUCAACAUAGAAAUGCCUGAAGGAUGCUGGAAUUGCAAUGACUGUAAAGCUGGCAAGAAGCUACGAUACAAGCAGAUUGUUUGGGUCAAGCUUGGAAAUUACAGGUGGUGGCCAGCAGAGAUCUGCAAUCCCAGGUCUGUGCCUCUCAACAUACAGGGCCUCAAACAUGAUAUCGGGGACUUCCCAGUAUUUUUCUUUGGUUCACAUGACUACUAUUGGGUACACCAGGGCAGAGUUUUCCCUUAUGUUGAAGGAGAUAAAAGCUUUGCUGAGGGGCAAACUAGUAUUAACAAGACCUUCAAGAAAGCACUUGAAGAAGCGGCAAAGCGCUUCCAGGAGCUGAAAGCACAAAGAGAAAGUAAAGAAGCAUUAGAAAUUGAAAGGAAUUCAAGGAAACCUCCACCUUAUAAACACAUUAAAUCCAACAAGGUGAUAGGGAAGGUUCAGAUUCAGGUAGCUGACCUGUCGGAAAUCCCUCGCUGUAACUGCAAGCCAUCUGAUGAGAACCCCUGUGGCCUGGAGUCAGAGUGUCUGAACAGGAUGCUCCAGUACGAGUGCCACCCCCAGGUGUGCCCAGCGGGAGAGCGAUGUCAGAACCAGUGCUUCACCAAAAGACUCUACCCUGAUGCUGAAAUCAUAAAGACAGAUCGACGUGGAUGGGGUCUCAGGACAAAACGGAACAUUAAAAAGGGUGAAUUUGUGAAUGAAUAUGUUGGUGAGCUAAUUGACGAAGAAGAGUGCAGGCUGCGGAUUAAACGUGCUCAUGAAAACAGCGUGACCAAUUUUUAUAUGUUAACUGUUACAAAGGAUCGGAUAAUAGACGCUGGUCCAAAGGGGAAUUAUUCCCGCUUUAUGAACCAUAGUUGUAAUCCAAACUGUGAAACGCAGAAAUGGACGGUGAACGGUGACAUUAGAGUUGGACUGUUUGCUCUCUGUGAUAUUCCUGCAGGAAUGGAGUUAACAUUUAAUUAUAAUUUGGAUUGCCUUGGCAAUGGUAGGACCGAAUGUCAUUGUGGAGCAGAAAACUGCAGUGGUUUCCUAGGAGUGCGUCCAAAGACAGCAUUUGCAACAGCAAAUGAAGAGAAGGUAAAGAAUGCAAAAUUAAAGCAGAAGAAACGGAAAAUAAAAACAGAACAGAAGCAGAUGCAUGAAGACAACUGCUUCCAGUGUGGAGAUGGGGGAGAACUAGUUAUGUGUGAUAAAAAGGACUGUCCCAAAGCAUACCACCUCCUAUGCCUUAACCUGACUCAACCACCUUUUGGAAAGUGGGAAUGUCCGUGGCAUCAGUGUGACAUCUGUAGCAAUCCUGCAGUUUCAUUCUGUGAGUUUUGCCCUCAUUCGUUCUGUAAAGAUCAUGAGAAGGGAGCCUUGGUGGCAUCAGCUUUGGAUGGCCGUCUCUGCUGCUCCACACAUGACCCCAAAUCUCCUGUGGCACCUGAGUACUGGAACAAGAUAAAAUGCAAAUUGGAACUUCAGAAUCCUGUAGAAGAAGCAAAGGAAUAAAUUUGGUUAGAAAACAAAGGAGAGAAGAUGGGCAAAUAGGCGAUGAACUUGAAGAGACUGCUACGACGCAUUCAGUCUUUAUCAUCGGAGCCGUCUUGUGUGAACUGGGAAUGGGACCAUUUAAUCUCAACAACAGGAGCAGGCAGUGGUGUUUGUUUUUUUAUUGUUUGGUCUUUCUUUUACCCUUGAAUGUGCUACAGCAGCUCUUACUGUUGGAAAACAGAAAUAUCUCGGCCUUCUAAAGAAAAAAGCAGACCUUCUGACAGUGAAAAGAAUAUUCUGUUUAAAAUAUGUUCUUUGAGUAUAGAAAGCAAAGCAUAGCAACAUAUUUAUUUAUUUAAUUUUUAAAGGGUGUUGAAGAUCUGGUUUUGAUCAGUCAACGUGUCUUUAAAAACAGCAAAGCCAAUGUAACUUUUAUGUCUAGUUUAUGGAAAGAAUAAACCCUCCUCACUCUGUAACGUUCAGAUACCGUAAA